This is a messenger RNA of Canis lupus familiaris (dog), 1765 nucleotides long. It is a transcript of the gene TREML7, whose product is annotated as trem-like transcript 4 protein. The record is from RefSeq and is a predicted model, not a curated record. Gene Ontology annotation, cellular component: cell surface. The transcript has 7 exons. Lineage: Eukaryota; Metazoa; Chordata; Mammalia; Carnivora; Canidae. The coding region runs from base 445 to 1365 and encodes 306 amino acids. Gene Ontology annotation, molecular function: signaling receptor activity.
CCGCAGGGGAGGCCACUGCUCAGGGAAAGAGUAGAUCACCUACCUUCCCCUGGGGACUCAUUGUCCCCUGGGAAGAGAGGAGCUACUUGUGACACAGCAAGGACAGCUUGGAGCAGAGUACAGUCUGGAGGGACGCCUUGCUUUCUACACCCUGACCCCAGUAUGACAAGGAGGAGGAGGCUGGGCAAGAGAGCCAGCAGCAGCUGAGUCCCCUGGAGCCUCAGCUCUGAAAGCCGACUGGGCCAUGUGUAGCACCUGCAGAGGGAGACUCCUGCCUACAAGGCCAAGACCUCCCCGAGCCCCACUGGAGGACUUUGCCGUCCUCAGCUCUUCUUCCCUGACAAGCCAGGGUGGCUGUGCUGAAUCCUCAACCCUGUGCCCCAGCCCUGGCUCCCUGUCCUCAGGUCUUCCCUGCUAACUCUGCCACGCUCAAGAAGAGGGCCCAUGGCCAGGGACGCCACACGCCUGCUGCCACCAGUCCUGCUGGUGCUCCUGGCCUCAGGUUCCUGGGAACAGAAGCCAGAGUUGCUGCGUAAACUGGAAGGGGAGACAAUCUCUGUGAAGUGCCUGUACCAGUCCUGGCAAGACUCAAAAUCAGUGAAAGCUUGGUGCAGGCAGGUAUCAGCACGUACUUGUACUGUGCUAGCCUCCUACCCCAGGAUCCAGGGGAUGCAGUGGAAGCCCGGAAACUCCAUUCAGGAUGGGGUCAGAUUGGGCUACUUCAUUGUCACCAUGACCAAGCUCAAGGUAGAAGACUCUGGAUUUUACUCCUGCGGAAUCUACAAAUCCUCUGAGAUCCUUACUUACAGAAAUAUCCAUCUUGUGGUGUCUCCAGCUCCAGCCCUGCCCAUCACCAGGAGCUCUGGGAGGACCACAGCCUGGACCUUUGCCCCCAGCCCUGUCAUGGAGAGCCCCCAAAGCAACUGGCAUCUCAUCGUUCCCAGCUCCACGGUGGCUGUCCUGCUGCUGCUGGUGCUCACCUUCCUCAUGAUCCUGUACUUGAGGAAAGCCCGAAGAAGCUCCGGGAAAGGUGAGGACAAAUCCCACCACAUCUACAACAACAUCUCAGUCCAGAAGGAACAGACCACCGUGCAUGGGAAGGAUCCCUCAUCAAGGCAGAGGCGAUCUCAGCUUUCCUGGGGCUCCAGUCAACAUAUGGGCUCUGAAGAGGACACUGGGGCCAUCUGCUAUGCCUCACUUACCCACCUGAACCACUUUGUGCCUGAGGACUCCAUCUAUGUCAACAUCCAACUCAACCUGAAGCCCAUACCUGACCCCCUUCUGACUGUGGAAUAUGCCGACAUCGCUGGAGCCAGAUCCCAGCCCUCCAAGUCAACUGCCCCAGACAGGGAGUUCAAGAGCUAAAGUCAGUCUUCACUGGGAAGUGAACACUUAGAAAAUACCUGUGAGGCAUAAGGCUGCUCCACCAGUGAUGGGAGGACUUCAGUGUGGCAAAGAUGCUCAAAAACCAGCAAAAGGUUUACCCCCUUCCUACAAAGGAGAUGAGGAAAAAGGAGGAAAGGACAGUCCUUAUAUUCCAGAGGGGAGAAGCUUUGAGUCUGAAGUCUGUGAUGGGCAGACUCUGGGGCCUAUAUAAGGGGGUCUCUAGAUACCUGCCCACUCCUCUCCCCAGGGCCCGGGAGGAGGGCCACUGGAGCAGAGACAAAUUAGAUAGGAUUUGGACCCCAGUGCCUCCGAGUGACACAAUCUUCUCCCCACUCUGUGAUCCUCACUUCCUUCCUAAACAGGGGCUGUGAAAUCCUGA